Molecule: messenger RNA, 11644 nt
Organism: Epinephelus fuscoguttatus (brown-marbled grouper)
Lineage: Eukaryota; Metazoa; Chordata; Actinopteri; Perciformes; Serranidae
Product: glutamate receptor ionotropic, NMDA 2B-like
Exons: 17
Coding region: 1153-6363 (1736 amino acids)
Biological process (GO): excitatory postsynaptic potential; synaptic transmission, glutamatergic; monoatomic ion transport
Cellular component (GO): postsynaptic membrane; postsynaptic density membrane; plasma membrane
Molecular function (GO): NMDA glutamate receptor activity; transmitter-gated monoatomic ion channel activity involved in regulation of postsynaptic membrane potential
Source: RefSeq, a predicted model, not a curated record
GGCAGUGCUUGACUAGCAGCAGCCCCAAUGCCUUUUUUUUCCUCCCACUGAGCAAUACUGGUGAUACUGUGCUGUGCGUUGCUGCUGCAACAAUGUCUAACCUGUGUGAGUGGCACCAGAUAUUAGACCAGAGUUGAGAGAAAGGACAUCUGUGCCUGCUUUUUUUGUCAUCUGGAUGGGAAGUCUUUUUUGGGAGGAGAGACAGAAGAAAGCAGAAGGCAGCCGGGGAAGGGGAACAACUGGCAACAGCCAAUCCCCCCUUCCACACAUAGACUGGAGACAACGGAGGCCACUGGAGUAUUUGCUUUUAUCUUUCGUUUUUUGUUCUUUUUUUUCCUCAUCGCGCUGCUGGGAGGUGCUUUACCUUUUCAUUUGCUUGCUCUCUCGGUCCUCUGUCUUCUCAUCUAUUUCGCCAUUUACCUGGUCAACAAUUUCUUCUAUUUAUGAGCCAGACAAGGAGGGACAGAGAGAGGCAGAGAGACAGAGAAAAAGAGAAAGAGAAAGAGGAGGGGGAUAUUUUUUUUGCCCCCUUUUAUUCUCUUUUUUUGUCCCCCUUCAUUCAUUCUUGCUUCCCUCUCCAUUGCUAUCACUUCCAGCCUUUUCUAUCCCUGUGCAGCCCACGCUCCCUCCUCCCUUCACCGCCUCCCUCCUCCUCCUCUUCCUCCUCCUCCUCCUCCCCCUCCUCCCCCCACCACUCCACUCACUGUCCACCCGUAACUUUGGCUACUUUUUUGACUCCACCAGUGUUUUAAUUUCCUUACUUUAAAAACCUCUCAUAGAGACAUUUUAAUUGGCUUGCUUGUAUUUUCUAUUUAUGCCUUUUUCACUUUUGUACCUUUUCCUAUUUCCUACCCCCCUUCUCUUUUUUCCUCCUACCAUCCUAUGCAUCUUUUUUGGGCGAUUCUUAAUUCUAACCAUAGACUGGCGGACGUCAGAAAAACAAGCGACGCCAAACAUCUCUUUGGAGGAGCGAAGGAGAAAACAGAAGUGAAGCUGCUCCUGUGGAGUACAAUUACCUCGAAAUUGCUGCUUUACCCUCUUGACCUGUCGAGGAUUUUACCUAAAACUGCUUUCAGCCUCCCUCAGUCUGAGGCUAUGAGAGGGAGAGAGGAGUCCCAGGCCGCACCAUCAUGCUACUUCUGAGACGCCGGGAUGAGACUUUGGCUGGCAAAACACAAGGUAUUACUCUCCCACUCCUCCACCAUGCCUGGCUGCAGCUGUCGCAGCCCCUCCUCACCUCGCGGCCAAGCCGGGGCCUCCUCCUCCGCCCCCUCAGUCGCCCAGGAGCGAGAGAGGCGAGUCCGACCCUUACAUCCACCCCCACCUCCAUCACUCCACCGCCACACCAACGCCUCUCACUGCCUCUCCCUCCUCCUCCUGCUGCUCUGCCUUCUCCACCUGCCCCCGGCCUGCCACUCACGGAGAGAGAAGGGCGGGGGAGGCGGAGGAGGUGGGGGAGGCGGUGGCGGCCACUACGUCCCCAUCCCCCAGCCACCUCCCCACCACAUGGCGCUGCCCAACAUCCUGCGUGGCCUCAGCAUUGCUGUCGUCCUAGUGGGCAACUCCAGCGAGGUGGCGCUGGCUGGGGCUCGGGAAAAGGAAGACUUCCUCCACAUGGCGCCCAAUGUGGAGGUGCUGACCAUGAAUGAGACGGACCCUAAAAGCAUCAUCAAGAGCAUCUGUGACCUCAUGACGGAGCAUUGGCUGCAGGGCGUGGUGUUUGGGGAUGACACCGACCAGGAGGCCAUCGCCCAGAUCCUCGACUUCAUCUCAGCACAGACACACAUCCCCAUCCUCGGAGUCCGUGGGGGCUCCUCCAUGAUCAUGGCUGCCAAGGAUGACAACUCCAUGUUCUUUCAGUUUGGCCCCUCCAUCGAGCAGCAGGCUUCAGUCAUGCUAAAUAUCAUGGAGGAAUACGACUGGUACAUCUUCUCCAUCGUCACCACGUACUACCCUGGUUACCAGGACUUUGUCACCAAGAUCCGUAGCACCAUCGAGAACAGCUUUGUGGGCUGGGAACUGGAGGAAGUUUUACUACUUGACAUGUCCGUAGACGACGGAGAUUCAAAGAUCCAAAACCAGCUGAAGAAGCUCCAGAGCCCUGUCAUUCUCCUCUACUGCACAAAAGAAGAGGCCAACACCAUCUUCGAGGUGGCCCACUCUGUCGGGAUCACCGGCUACGGCUACACGUGGAUAGUGCCCUCACUGGUAGCUGGAGACACUGUCACAGUGCCUGCAGAGUUCCCCACAGGUCUGCUCUCCGUGUCCUACGACGAGUGGGACUACGGCCUAGAGGCCCGCGUUCGCGAUGGUGUGGCCAUCAUCACGAUGGCAACCUCCACCAUGAUGAUGGACCGUGGACCUCACACCCUGCUAAAGUCUGAGUGCCACGGAGCUCCUGACAAGAAGACCCCCAUCUCAGGCAACCCCAAUGAAGUGCUCAGGUACCUGAUGAAUGUGACGUUUGAGGGGCGUAAUCUGUCGUUCAGUGAGGACGGAUACCAGAUGCACCCCAAGCUGGUCAUCAUUCUGCUCAACAAGGAGAGACAGUGGGAGAGGGUGGGUAAAUGGGAGAACGGUUCCCUGUCCAUGAAGUACCACGUGUGGCCUCGCUAUGAACUAUAUGGGGGGGCAGCAACCAGGGAGGAUGACCACCUGUCCAUCGUGACGUUGGAGGAGGCUCCGUUCGUCAUCGUGGAAGACGUGGAUCCGCUCAGCGGGACCUGCAUGAGAAACACUGUGCCCUGUCGGAAACAGAUCAAAACACUCAAUCAGACGAAGGAUUCAGGGAUCUACAUAAAGCGCUGCUGUAAAGGAUUCUGCAUCGACAUCCUCAAGAAGAUCGCCAAGUCUGUGAAGUUCACCUACGACCUUUACCUUGUCACGAACGGCAAACACGGCAAGAAGAUCAACGGGACGUGGAAUGGCAUGGUGGGAGAGGUGGUGUUGAAGAACGCCCACAUGGCCGUCGGCUCCUUGACCAUCAACGAGGAGAGGUCAGAGGUCAUCGACUUCUCCGUCCCCUUCAUCGAGACGGGCAUCAGCGUCAUGGUCUCACGGAGCAACGGCACUGUUUCACCCUCAGCCUUCUUAGAGCCCUUCAGUGCGGAUGUGUGGGUGAUGAUGUUCGUGAUGCUGCUGCUGGUGUCAGCAAUAGCUGUGUUUAUAUUCGAGUACUUCAGCCCUGUGGGCUACAACCGCUGUCUGGCUGACGGCAAAGAGCCUCACGGUCCAUCCUUCACCAUCGGUAAGGCCAUCUGGCUGCUCUGGGGUCUGGUCUUCAAUAACUCUGUGCCAGUGCAGAACCCCAAAGGCACCACCAGUAAGAUCAUGGUAUCAGUGUGGGCCUUCUUCGCUGUCAUCUUCCUGGCCUCCUACACUGCCAACCUGGCUGCUUUCAUGAUCCAGGAGGAGUACGUGGACCAGGUCACCGGUCUCUCAGACAAGAAGUUCCAGAGUCCCAACGACUUCUCGCCUCCGUUUCGGUUCGGCACCGUCCCAAACGGAAGUACAGAGAGAAACAUUAGGAACAACUACCCAGAGAUGCAUGGCUACAUGACAAAGUUCCAUCAGAGAAACGUCAACGAGGCUUUGCAGAGUCUGAAGGCCGGCAAACUAGACGCUUUCAUUUACGACGCGGCCGUACUGAACUACAUGGCUGGCAGGGACGAGGGCUGCAAGCUGGUGACCAUUGGCAGCGGCUACAUCUUUGCCACCACGGGGUACGGCAUCGCCAUCCAGAAGGAGUCGCUCUGGAAGAGACAUGUGGACCUGGCCAUCCUGCAGCUCUUUGGAGACGGUGAGAUGGAGGAGCUGGAGUCCCUGUGGCUGACGGGAAUCUGCCACCACGAGAAGAACGAGGUGAUGUCCAGCCAGCUGGAUGUGGACAACAUGGCCGGUGUCUUCUACAUGCUGGGCGCCGCCAUGGCUCUGUCGCUCAUCACCUUCAUCUGCGAGCACUGGUUCUACUGGCAGCUGCGCUUCUGCUUCAUGGGCGUCUGCUCCGGCCAGCCCGGCUUCGUCUUCUCCAUCAGCAGGGGCAUCUACAGCUGUAUCCACGGGGUGCAGAUUGAGGAGAAGAGCAGCUCGGCACUGAACUCCCCAUCAGCCACCAUGAACAACACCCAUUCCAACAUCAUGCGCCUCUUACGCACCGCCAAGAACAUGGCCUCCCUGUCAGGGGUGAACGGCUCACCCCACAGCGCUCUGGACUUCAUCCGCCGUGAAUCCUCCGUUUACGACAUCUCAGAACACCGGCGCAGCUUGGCGGGCCACUCAGACUGCAAGCCACCUUACAUGCCAGAGGACAACAUGUUCAGCGACUACAUCAGUGAGGUGGAGAGGACGUUUGGUAACCUCCACCUGAAGGACAGUAAUCUGUAUCAGGACCACUACCUGCACCACCACGGCUCAACGCUCGGGCUCAGCGGACCUCCUGCCAACAGACCCCACAGUAUAGGCAGUGCUAGUUCUCUGGAGGGCGGCAUGUUCGACUGUGACAGCCUGGGCGGAGGGGUGGCCCCAAUCUUCACCACCCAACCCUGCUCAGCGCUGACCCACAGGAACAUGAGCAAGUUUGACCUGCUGUCCGGACAGACUCCUCCCUCAGGACAGAGCUUCAAGGGAGGUCUGCCGGACCUGUACGGGAAGUUCUCCUUCAAGGGAGGCGCCUCAAGUUCCACAUACAUCCCUGGGCACGGCUACUGUGGAGGUAGAGGGGACGAUGAUGGGAAUAUACGGUCAGAUGUGUCGGACAUUUCCACGCACACAGUAACUUACGGAAACCUGGAGGGUAAUGCCAAGAAGCGCAAACAAUACCGUGAUAGCCUGAAAAAGAGGCCGGCCUCUGCCAAGUCCAGACGGGAGCUGGACGAGAUCGAGCUGGGCUACAGAAGGAAACCCUACCACAUCAGCCACCACCACUACCACGGCCACCGCUCUUCCUCCCCACCACUUUUUCCCUCUGAACGGAAGAGAGGAGGAGGAGGAGGUGGUGGAGUAGUAGGAGGAGGAGGAGGAGGAGGAGGAGGUGGAAACAACGACGGGAACUCCUAUCUCUUCAGAGAAAAGGAGAGCGUUAGGGAUUUUUAUUUGGACCAGUUUCGGCCCAAAGAGGGCGUCCCUCAGUGGGAGCAUGUGGACCUGACGGAGGGCCCUGGGAGUAGAGAUGGAGGAGUGGGGGCCUGCACCAGUCUGGUCCCAGUGGAUGACUUUCUGAAGAGCAAACCCAAAAAGCAGGAUUCAAAGAGUGGGGGAGGAUCUGGGCUGGCAGGGGGAGACUGGGAGUGCAGGAACUGUCGCGCUAGCGGGGGAGGAGUGGGCAAGCAGAUGUCCAUACAUGGAGGGAGCAGUGGUGGGUACGGUGGCAUGAGCUGUGGGUCCUCGGGAGGCGGCAACAGCCGCCCCAGCUCUGCGACCUGCAUGCGCUGCGAGGGCUGUAAAAAAACAGGAAACCUCUACGAUAUCAGCGAGGACAACAACCACCUCUUGGAACAGAUGGGGGGAGGGAAAGGUGGGGGUGGAGGAGGGGGUAUGGGCGCAGGCCCUCAGUCGCAAUCUCAGGGCCAGCAGAGGAGGAAGGGUGGAUUUGGGAAACCACUGAGGCGGCAGCAUUCGUAUGACGCAUUUGUCGACCUUCAGAAAGAGGAUUCAAGUGGGAUGGGAAGUUUGAUGUCUGGCCUGGGAGGUGGUGGAGGGAUGGGUGGUGCAGGUAUGGGAGGGAUGUUGCCUCCACCCAGGAGUGUUAGCUUGAAGGAGAAAGAACGCUACAUGGAGGGCACCAGCCCCUUCGCACACAUAUUUGAGCGUCACGGCGGCUCGGAGAGAGAAAGGGAAAGAGACAGGGACCCAUUGUUUUACGGAGGUGAAGGCCGGAAAGGACCCGGCUCACCGUUUGGCCUGUUCAGAGGCGGCGACGGCCUCCACCGCCGUUCCAUCGGAGAGAGAGACAUGAGAGACAGGGAUAGGUCUUUGAUGGAAGGUGGCGGUGGGGGAGGGUUCUCUUUAUCCAAAUCUCUUUACCCUGACAGGGUAAACCAAAACCCCUUUAUACCCACCUUUGGCGACGACCAGUGUCUGAUGCACGGAGCCAAACAAUAUUACAUGAAAAAGCAACAGCAGCAGCAACAAGUUGCCAAAAACAGCCGAAGUGACUUCAGGAGCCAGAUGAGCACGACGUCAUAUCUGCCGGCGUCCGCCACAGCCGGGGUGAUGUCCAAUGUGGCCCCCCGGUUCCCGAAAGAGCUCAGCCUGGGUGGAAUGAACCACCACGGCUCCAUGCUGGGGGUCGGCCCCCCGCGUCCCUUCAAUGGAAGCAAUGGCCAUGUGUACGAGAAACUCUCCAGCAUUGAGUCUGACGUGUAAGAGCAAAAAGGGGGAGGAGGAGGAGCGGACGAUGGUGAGGGAGGAGGAGGAGGGGAGGAAUAGAUGCAUGUAGUGUUAGGAGAUCAGGGAUGAUUUUAAAGACACUGUCCACACACUGCAACCCUAGCCCAUAUUGGGACAGCACGAUGAGGUAAGAGAGGAGAGAGCUAGAGACUGUGAAAUAAAAUCUUGAUUUUGCAAAAAAACUAAUCUGGGUAAAAAUAAAAAAAAUCAGGACACCCUGAGGAGGUGUGGGAUGUUAACCCUCUCUCAGAAACGGCCAAAGCUACUCUACUUUUAUGUCCAAACACAGUCAAUCAACAUCCCCCUCAACAUGCACUCAACUCCAAGUCCAUCAUUUCAUCCACCAGUGAGGCAGAAGUCAAUGUACUUGGUUAUUAUCGCAAAGAGGCGACACCUCAUCUUAGUUUGAUAUUGGACGUGUGAGGCUGGUGCGAUGUGACGGCUGUCUGAGAGCUCCCGCUGAGCGCUUCUGAGGAAAAAGACUGCGAGAGUGAACUGCCCAUCUGCCCCUGUGUCACCGCAGAAACAGAGACAUUGUCACGUUUACCAGAGCCGCGACACAGGACGUGACUAGUGCUUCUCUUCUCUAUGGAAGGAGACAGCCCGGCCUGUCCAUCUCCUCUCUGUCCCACUCUUCUCUUCUCUCCUCUCCCCUCUCUCCCCUCUUCCUCUCAGCCCUCCUCCUCCUCCUCCUCAUCCCCGACGCCAAAAGAGCUGAUCUUGUUUGCUAUGAGAAAUACAAUCAUGAAUGAUAAUAAGAUAUUCUUAUAGAAAAAAACAGGGUAUAAGAACAACAAUAAUAUUGAUAACAUUGUGAAUAACAAAGAUGUUAGUGCUGAUUAUGAUAACACUGCUUAUGAUAUCACUAAGUUUUUCUUGUUUUAUGUUCUGUUGGUAUAAUAUUUCACUACUGUUUUAGUAUCUGUAGUUGUAUCCUGUGUGCCCCGGGUGGCAGCAGGAAGGUUGUUCUAAGUUCAACCAACAAGCCAGAAAGACUGAACUCCUUUUCUUUUCUGUUUUCUGUAGAAUAUUUUACUCCAUGCUCAUACGUUUAUUUGCUCCUCGUGGAAAAACAGGAUCUGUGAGACGACGUUUAGAGCUGACAGAUCCUUCUUUGAUGUUAAAAAUCAAGUGCACACACACACACACUUAAACACAUGCAGAUUUUUGUCAGUCUGAACUUGUGUUAACUGUGAACGACGCGUUUCGUCCGAAGCUGAAGAUACUGAGAGGAAGGACGUGCCUUAAUGGUCUCCAGUGGAUGUGUCGGCAUGCUUUUAGGCUGUUUCUCCUCACGUUUAUGAGCCAAAACUGCAGUGAAAAUUUACAGCAGGCCCGAGACGCUGCGGCUGAUGGUUUAGAUACAAGAGGAGAUGUUUUAUACCUUCGUAAAAAUGAUUUCAUACGUCGGCAAAACCGGGAUGUAUUCAGGAUGUCUCGACGCGUCUCACUCCACAACACGGCAGCCUUUAGACCACCUCUUUUAUUCAGGUUACACGACAACAGUCACCAGGCACUUAUUUUUUCCCGGCCUCUUACCAGUAUCUCGUAGAAGGCGUUGCUUUCCACUCACGCGGUCGGCGCACACAGAAAGCUUUGUACAUUGUGUAUGAUUAAUAUAUGCACUGUUGUUUAUGUUGGCAAAAAGUGUGUAGGAGACGUGUUGUUGCCCCGUGACAAUGAUGCCGAUUAAAGCUUGAGCCGUGGAGGAUGUCUAUUGGAGAGAAGCCUCUUGUAACACUGACCGGAGGCGGCCAGAUGGCGGCCAUCUUGCGAAAGCUUUCCAGCUUUUUACCAAUGUAGAUAGUCUUUUUAGCUGGAGAGGCCUCAUUUAUUGCACAGGACCUUUUACUCAGUGUAGGUUCAGGCACUCAGUAGACAUGCCUUAUCAUCCCAUCACCCCCCCAGCCCGUGCUGUCUGAUGACUCAUCAUAUUACUGUACAGAAUAAAGAAGCCUCUAUUAGUUAUUUAAAGGUUUGAUCUUCGAUUAGCUGGCGGUGUGAGAAGUUCAAGGGCUGCGGGAGAUUGCGCAGGAGUGCUGGCCUGAGAUUGGAGCUGCUGGAGUGUGUAGAGUGUGAUCUUUGUCAUUGCGGACUUCUAUCUUAUACCCUAAUCUAAAUGCACCAAUGUAAUAGCUUGUGUGUGUGUGUGUGUGGAGGGAAGCAAUUCACAAUUGAAUGAUAACAGCUGUUUUUUUUUUCCUUCCCACUAACCUGCUGAAAAACAUAAGUUCAACAGCCUUUCCUCCUCCCUCGCUCCACUGACAACACCGUCAACGUGAGACUGAUCGAGUUAGCCUUAAAUCAAACAGAUCCAUCCAUCCCCCGCGCGCCCCUUCCCCCCCCAUGCCUCUCCUAAUAAAUAGAUUGGGAUCUCUGGAAUUUUUAUACGCACACAUUUUUGAAAGUUCAGGUCAACCAUUAUCAGCGAGACGGUAUAAGAAGGAGAACAGGAAAUGACGAGGAAAUAAGAACGAGCGGAACGAGCGACUUGGGAGUGGGCAUCAAUCAGUGUCAGCAUUUGUACGUUCAAUCUUUUCCUUGUAAAUAAUCUAUUUAAAACUCUUUUCACUUUGUACAGUAAACAGACAGACAGGAUGUAACUUUCAAUAUGUUUUACAGCAAUUUAAGAAAUAAACAAAACAACAAUAAAAACUCAUAAAAACAAAAAAAAUCCAUGAACAAAAAAUAUGCAAAAAUAUAGUUAAGACACAAAUAUUACUAAUCAUAAGUGAUAUAAUUGAACCUCUUUUUCUUUCAAUCUCAUGUUUACUUAAUUAUAAUAGUUUACCAAUCAGUAUACUGAUUAUGUUAAGAAUUAUGCUUUUUCAUAUUUUCACUAAAGUGUUGGAAAUCGAGGAUAAUUUACUGUAGGUGUAGACGUUUGGUGAUAAAAAGGGGAAAGUUUAGUUUUAGGAGUCUUUGCUAAGUUUCCCUUGAAUUGUGUUAGAUUCUCUCUUUUUAAGGUAAGCUCUUCUUCAUGCUUUUUGAGAUGAAUUCAAUUAUCUACACAUUUAUGUAAUACAAUAUUACAUGUAUACAUAGAUGAUAUUUGCAUAUAGAGGCAGUAUAUUGUGAUCCUUCAUUUUUAAGCAGCGAUCCUUGUUAAAGACUUACGAGAUCUUUGUGUUUUUGUUGCCCGUUUUUUUUGACCUGGGCUCUAAUGGUGAUUGCACACAGAAUUCAGAGCCAUCGUCGGCCCGGCCUAUCCUGCUCCCUCUCUAUGUUUGGGAUAGACAUCACUGUGGUAACGGAAGAUACACACACACACACAUAUAUAAACACAUGCACACAGACAAAUGCACGCUGGACGUUCACCUGGCGUUGUUAAUACUGCUGAGGAAUUCAGCACAAUAUCGUGGUAAAAAAAACCAAGACCGAGUGUAGUUUUAUCUUAUUCUUUAUCUUAUCUUAAGAUCUGGAGCUGAAAUGCAUUUGUGCAACCCCUUAUUAAAAGGUGCAACAUUUGUUCUGUCAUGUCUCAUUUAAAGUAGCUUCAGGGGAACUUGUUGUUGCUAUCUUUUAGCUCACAUAUUACUAAACUUUGUUAUUUGACAGCUGAAAAACACUUAAAUGCUUUGGAUCCUAAUUUAUAUUUGUGCAUCUUUGUGCACCGCUCGUCUCUCUGUGUGAGACGGGAAAUAUGAUUUGUAAUUCAUUGUGUACAUAUGCAAUUUUGUCCCCAUGCAGUCAGAAAUUAUUUCCCCCCCGCUCUUCUUCUUCUGUGGUACUGAUUCCAAUAAGUCUCUAUAAUCUUCUCCCCAGCCCUGAGAGAAGAAAUUCAUCUCUCUUCUGUUUUUCUCCUCAACUGCUUUCAUGUCUAGAGGGUUGAUUGAAAAGUGAAAAAUGUAUCCGUGUGCACGUAAACUCUGUUAGGCUUGCAUAUUUUUCACACAAGCCACCACGUUCCUGCUCCUCAUUUGCAAUAAACAGGAUGACCGAACAGAAAAAGCUCCUACUGUACACUGUAUGUGCCAAUUCUUCACUUCCUGUUUUUUUCUCAUGCAUUGAAAGGGCCAGUUUCCAGCUGCUGGUCGGGAAGUCAAGGUGCACCUGACACUGUGGUAAACAUGCUAUCAUCAGGCCUCUACCACCUCCAGCUGCUCUGCUCUGCAGCCGGCGUGUGCAGGUCGAGCGGUGAUGCAGAGUAAGCAUGGCUCUUCAGAAGUCUUUAUUUCCCUCGCGGCCAAAUUGGUCCUGGGCUCACUUCUCUGCACACGAGCAUGCCACAACACAUUUGUUCAAAUGGGUCAUGUAGAGCAAAACACUGUGUCACAUUUUUACAACGCAAGAAAACGGCAGUGGCGAGUAAGUGGAGCUGGAACAUCCUGGAGGUGGAGGAUGUAAAUAUCACCUCAGCUGACGUGUGUUUUUCUGUCAGGAUUAACUGACACAUGGGACCAAAUAAGAGCGUGACGUGGUCAGCUACAGGGAUUGAUGUACCGGUUAAACUGACUCGUGAAAAUGUAUUUUUUUGUGUUUGGAGGAAAGGCACUGACAUCAAUAUUUCUCACACACUGAGUUGCUAAUCAUUUGUUUUUUUAAUCAAGAAGUCACAUGCAGAUACGAAGAAUUAUACUGUGAUAUUAUAUGAUUGACUUGUUGUGAAGGUCCAUGUAAUUUAGCUGCUUAUGAUUUUCCUAAUUCAUUGAAAAACUUGUUUACUCAUAUUUUAAAGUUCUCUCUGUGUGUACGUGUAUUAACAUGUAUUGAUAUUGCUUUAUAUUGAUGCAUACAAAAUUUUUCUAUUAAAUUGUGUACAGUUUUGUUUGUUAAUAAUGCUACUUUACAUCGUCAUCAUUCACACAGUCAAGAAUGGUUUGCUUCACCUGAGUGGUAAUGACAUAAGGGGUUGCUACUAAAUGUAUUUCACAAGGUGAACACUUCACUGAAUUAAAUUUACUGUGGGGGUUUGACAAAAAUGUAACAUAUGAAUAGUAUCAAUUGUAUACAUAAUGAUAUACAUAAUAUUAUUCUUGGCCAUUUUUUUCUCUUUUUGUGGCCCUUUUUCUUUGGAAUAACUCCCCCAAAUUUUUACACCAUAUGAACAGAAAACGACACAAAAACAAAUAAUUGUACAGGUUGUGUAAAUACUGAAUAUCGGGGGAAACAUUUACCUUGUUUUUUUUUUUUUUUUUGUAAGGAAACGAUCAAAGUAAUCUCAAUAACAAAAUUAACCACGUCAUGACAAAAUUGCAAAAAAACAUCAUUAAGGUACUUCUAAUAAGGAUAAUACUGAUAUCUACAAUUAUAAGUG